AUGUCCCUCAACAUGAAGACCCUCUCCCUCCUCGCCGUGGCCUCCAUCGCCUCUGCAGCCACAACUAACACAAACCUCCAAACCACCUUCCCCAAGCCCUCCGGCACCACCAACCUCGCGGCCGUCAAGACCGUCGCCGCAGGCGGCAGCUUGGACGGCGGCAUGUACCAAUGGGACCGGUCUCCUUCCACCUGCAACGACCAGUCCGAAGGCGGUGAUGCUGAUGCCGUGUUCAUCCUGGAGGACGGCGCGACGCUGAGCAAUGUGGUGAUUGGCCCGAAUAACGGGGAGGGCGUGCAUUGUUUGGGGAAGUGUACUUUGAAUAAUGUCUGGUGGACCAACGUCUGCGAAGACGCCGCCACAUUCAAGCAAUCCUCGGGGACCUCGUACGUCAACGGCGGCGGCGCGCGCGGCGCCGAAGACAAGGUGUUCCAGCACAACGGCGGGGGUACCGUGGCCGUCAAGAACUUCUACGCCACCGACAUCGGCAAGCUGUACCGGUCGUGCGGCAACUGCGCGACGCAGCACGCGCGCUCGUCGACUUUUACCAACGUCCGCGUCGAGGGCGCCAAGGUGGUGGCCGGUGUGAACGCCAACUAUGGCGAUACGACUACCAUCAAGAACUCGUGCCUCAAGGAUUCGAGCAUCUGCUGGAUUUACCAGGGCACCAGCAAUAAUAGCAAGGAACCGACCAAGAUUGGAAGCGGACCUAGCGGGACCGCUUGUGUUGCUUCGGCUGUUAAGACUUCUGGUUGCUGA
Molecule: messenger RNA, 759 nt
Organism: Sordaria macrospora k-hell
Lineage: Eukaryota; Fungi; Ascomycota; Sordariomycetes; Sordariales; Sordariaceae
Biological process (GO): pectin catabolic process
Cellular component (GO): extracellular region
Molecular function (GO): pectate lyase activity
Source: RefSeq, a predicted model, not a curated record